AUGGGUGGCAUAGGAAAAACAACUCUUGCUCGCGCUUUAUAUGAAAGAUUCUCUCAUCAAUAUGAUUUUCAUGGUUUCAUUGAUGAAGUAAGCAAAAUUUAUCAAGAUUCAAGUUCAUUUGGUUUACAGAAGCAGUUACUUUCCCAGAGUCUAAAGGAGAAAAAUCUAGAGAUUUGCAAUGCUUCGGAGGGAACAUGUUUGGUGUGGACCAGGCUACACAAUGCGAAGGCACUUGUUGUUUUUGACAAUGUUGAUGACAUUGAACAACUAAGGAUGUUUACAGGGAACAGAGACACUAUGUUGCGUGAAUGUUUGGGUGGAGGGAGCAGAAUCAUCGUAAUUUCCAGGGAUGAGCAUGUAUUGAGGACACAUGGAGUAGAUGAUGUUUAUAACGUCCGCCCUUUGACUGGAAAAAAUGCUGUCGAGUUGUUUUGUAGAAAUGCCUUCAGAGUUAAUUAUAUUUUGAGUGAAUAUGAAGAAUUGGCAGGUGAAGUUCUAUCGCAUGCUCAGGGGCAUCCCUUGGCAAUUAAAGUAAUUGGCUCAUCUCUGUUUGGUCGAAACGUAUCACAAUGGAAAGGUGCAUUGGGUAGGCUCAAAGAGAAUAAAAGUAGAAAUAUUAUGGAUGUUUUGCGCAUAAGUUUUGAUCAGCUGGAUGAAGGAGACAAAGGAAUAUUUUUGGAUAUUGCUUGCUUCUUCUGCAGUGAUUAUAAAGAAAAAUAUGUGAAUGAAGUUUUAAAUUUCCGAGGAUUUCAUCCAGAAUAUGGCAUACAAGUUCUGGUUGAUAAAUCACUCAUAACUACUGAUCAUGGGUGGAUUUAUAUGCAUAGGUUGUUGAGAGAUUUAGGCAAGUGUAUUGUACGAGAAAAAUCACCUAAGGAGCCUAUAAAGUGGAGUAGGUUGUGGGAUUUCCAAGAUCUCCACAAUGCCUUAUUAGACAAUCAGGCCACUGAAAACCUUGAAGCUAUCGUUGUUUCAGGUGAUAAGUUCAAUAGGACUGUUAAACCGACAAUGAUGGCAGAUGGUCUAUCAAAAAUUAAGCACCUUAAGUUGCUUCAACUUCAGUACUUGAACUUCUCCGGAAGUCUCAGUCAUCUUUCGAAUGAAGUAGGGUAUCUUACAUGGAAAGCAUUUCCUUUUGAGUGUUUGCCUCAAAGUUUUCAACCAGAUAAACUGAUUGAGUUAAACCUUAGUGAGAGCAACAUUCAACGACUAUGGACAGGCAGAAAGCCUCUACACAAUUUGAAACGUUUGGAUCUCUCUUUCUCAAAAAAUCUUGUUGAGAUGCCAGAUCUUGGAGACGCCCUAAAUCUCGAAUGGCUAGAUCUUGAAGGAUGCAUACAGCUCAAAAAAAUCAGUCCAUCCAUUGGCCUUCUGAGAAAGCUUGCUGUUUUGAAUUUGAAAAACUGCAUAAACCUAGUAAGCUUACCCAAGAACCUAUUGGGCCUGACUUCUCUUGAAUAUCUCAGUGUCUCUGGGUGUUCAAAACUGUAUAAUAAUCAGUUAUUAGAUGAAGGACGGAAUGGAGAGCAUUCGAAGAAGCUUUGUUUAGUUGAAGAUGCUUUCCAUUCCGAGACAAAAUCCUCUUUUAUUAAAAAAAUGCUUUCGUGGCCUUUGGAUCUGUUGUAUUCCAGAGCACAGAGAGAGUCAGUUAGUUGUUUAACACCUUCCUCUCCUACUCUGCCUUGUUUGCGUGAACUUGAUCUAAGUUUCAGUAACUUAGUUCAUAUCCCUGAUGCCAUUGGAAAGUUACAUUGCUUAGAAAGGCUAAAUUUAAAGGGAAACAAUUUUGUUACGCUUCCCAGCCUCAAGGACCUUUUCAGACUCUAUAAUUUAAACUUACAGCAUUGCACGCGCUUGAAAUAUUGUCCUGAUCUCCCUUCACGAGUUGACUUGCCCUCAAGACGUUACAGUCUGUUCUUGCCAUAUUCACCUACUUUCAAUUCACGUCCAGUUAAACACGACGAAGUUGUUGGAGGAUUAAACAUUUUCAACUGUCCAGAAUUAGUUGAUAGGGAACGGUGCACUAGCAUGGGUGUUUCAUGGAUGAUACAAAUUGUUCAGGGAAACCAGCAACUAACGCAUAACUCUGCUGUGCUACAAGGCGAACCACCAAUGCAGAUGUUUUCCAGUUAG
This is a messenger RNA of Sphenostylis stenocarpa, 2133 nucleotides long. The record is from the annotation of a GenBank genome assembly. Lineage: Eukaryota; Viridiplantae; Streptophyta; Magnoliopsida; Fabales; Fabaceae.